Brachypodium distachyon (stiff brome) is the source of this 1781-nucleotide messenger RNA. Its product is annotated as probable polygalacturonase At1g80170. The transcript has 7 exons. Gene Ontology annotation, biological process: carbohydrate metabolic process. The coding region runs from base 258 to 1595 and encodes 445 amino acids. Gene Ontology annotation, molecular function: polygalacturonase activity. The record is from RefSeq and is a predicted model, not a curated record. NCBI's taxonomy places the organism in Eukaryota, Viridiplantae, Streptophyta, Magnoliopsida, Poales, Poaceae.
CUUCGCUGUUUGAUGGGUCCCUCCAAAAGAUGCUAAAAAUAAAUAUACGGAGCAAAAUGCACCAGUUCUUGAUAUUUUGACUCUUCCUCUACGUACGUGGCAGCUUCACCACGCUGCUAUGAUCCAUGGACGCUGCUCGUCACACAAACACUGAAACACCCGCCUCGUUGUUCCCCUCUGCACUGACUGCUGACUCUGAGCUGAGCUAGUCCUCCGAUCCAUCCCAAGCUGGACGAACAGAGACAGUAGGCGCGUCCAUGGCGCUUCGAACUUCAAGGACGCUGCCGCCGCUUCUGCUCGCGGCUCUCGCCGUCGCGCUCCUCUUGCUUAGCGCCGCCGAGGCACGCGUCCUCCUCACGCUCGACGACUUCGGCGCCGUCGGGGACGGCAUUGCCAACGACACCCAGGCGUUCGUCGACGCCUGGAGCGCGGCGUGCGGCACCGGCGACACGACGUACCUCAACGUCCCCGCCGGCAAGUCCUACCAGAUCUGGCCCCUCACGCUCUCCGGCCCCUGCCGCAACGACAUCAAGCUCCUGAUCUCCGGGAACAUCGUGGCGCCGGAGAACCCUGACGACUGGCAAGAAGAAGGCAGCAGCAGCCAAGUCACGCAGUGGCUCCACUUCCGCGGCAUGAGCGGCCUGGCGCUCAGCGGCGGCGGCAUCGUCGACGGCAGGGGCCAGCAAUGGUGGGCGCGGCAGACGCAGAAUUCCAAUUCCUCCCAGCCCCAGCCUGCAAUGGCGGCGGCUCCCAAGGCGGUCCACUUCGAGGACUGCGAGGACGUGAGCGUCAUGGGGAUCACGGUGCAGAACAGCCCGCGGCAGCACCUGGCCUUCACCCGCUGCUACAACGUCAAGGCCAACUACCUGCGGGUGACCGCGCCGGAGGACAGCCCCGGCACCGUCGGCGUGCUGCUCGCCAGCUCCACCAACGUGCACGUCAUGGACGACCUCUUCUCCGUCGGUGGCGAUUGUGUGUCGAUUGUGGGGAAUUGCACGGAUGUGCGUCUCAGAGCCGUCUCGUGCGGACCAGGCGCCGGUAUCAGUAUCGGGGACUUGGGCGAGGACCAGAGUCAGCACAAGAUCGAGAAGAUCAAGAUGGACACCCUCUUCAUCUCCAACACCAAGAACGGCGUGCGCGUCAAGACCCACGAGGACGGCUGCGGCUUCGCGCGCAAGGUGAAGUUCGCGCAGAUCCUGAUGAGGAACGUGUCGAACCCCAUCAUCAUCGACCAGCACUACUCAUACUCCAACCGGGGAACGCCCUGCGGAACCCCGAACGCGAGCGCGGUGGCGGUGGAGAAGAUCAACUACAACGACAUCACCGGCACGUCGGCGACGGAGCUGGCGGUGACGUUCGCGUGCAGCGACGCCAUGCCGUGCAGGCGGCUGUCGAUGUCCGGGGUGAACCUGACAAGGGCCGGCGGCGGGGGGAACGUGUCGGCGUACUGCCACCAGGCGUUCGGGAGGAACGUCGGCGAAGUCGUGCCGGAGUCCUGCCUCGGCGAGGAGGACUUUGUCCAGCUGCAGGCUCCGGGCGCCGCCGCCGCAGUCACCGAAGAAGACGAGGAUGACGAUGAUGCGGCAAAUUGGUAAAGCUGUAGCAAACAAGUUCGCGACAUGUAAUUUGAAUUAGUGUAUUUUGAUGGUCUUGUUUCCAGGACGUAGUUUUAGGUAGAUAUAGACUACGGUGUGGCCUUUUGUGAUGUGUUAUAUCUUCCCUGAAUCUUAAGGAGCUGACAUUCCUUAGUUUUGCAAGUUAAUCGCCAUUCUGGUCACUGC